UCUCCGCUGGCCGGCGCUCCGUCGUGCGAGGGCCCGACACACCCAUCGACUGCCUAAUUUGAAGAAUGGUGCUUAUGUUGUUCGGCGAACAACACGCAGGUCUAUUGUCUGCUUUGACCGGCAUCACAGGCACAGCAUACAGCACCAUGCAAGAGGUCACAUAUAAAUUUGGACGGGACGCAUCGUUGUCCUUCCUCCAUCUUUGGCCCCAAAGUCGCGUCGGUCCGUUGCAACUAUGGAACUAGCCAACGCUGCUUCGAUCUCGUCUAUCAAUGCUCCUGCGUCCUUUUCUUCUCUCCCCCUCGAACUCCAGGACCAUGUAGCUGGGCUGCUGCCGAAUCGUGACCGCCUCGCUCUCGCGCAAGUCAGCAAAGGGUGUACUCAGGUCGCUGAACGGUACAUAUGGCGGGACCUACACAGCGUCGCCCCUCUACUGCUCUGCCUGCCUCGAGAUGCUUGGCGCGUCAAGCAAACGCCGAUUAAAACCAGUUUUGGGAAUGCCACUAUCGUCCCAUGCGUGUAUCUGGAGCGCGAGCUCACUCGCGAGGACAUCACCACGACUUUAAAGCGACGGGCCACGUACGUGCGAUCCCUAUCCGUGCACCCCUUGUCCGGCAUUCGACCACUCGACCCUUCUGCGGGCCGUCGACAGCCACUCUACCUCCAGUGGGACACCCUCGUCGCCUUCACGAAGCUGAUCAAGCACAAGAGGCUCUUCAAGUACGUGCAGUCGUUCCACGUCGGCCAUUCGCACGUCUUCCACCACAGCGAACACGUCCUGGUGCCGCUCAUGAACAAGAGAAUCAAGACAUUGUCGCUCGCCUGCCCAAUCGUUGACCUCUCGUAUGCCGUCCAAGCGGCGCAGGUGCAACCGACCGAUCUCAUCCUACGCUCCGUCGACGUCAAUAGCCCGAUCUGGGGCGGGAGGGACCGUCGCGGCGCGGUCGACACUGGGGUCCUGGGCGCGCUGGACCUGUGGAUCGCCUCGCUCAAAUCGCUCGACAUGGCGGUGCCGAUGACCGAGAGGGCCCUGCCUGUCAUAGCCCGUGGCAAGUCCCUCCAGUCGUUGACGCUGAACUCCGUGAGCCUCCUCCGGCCCGUCGAAGGGCAUGAUCUGGGCUCUCUCCGGCACCUGUCAGUUACCAACCAGCCCGCGUCCUUCUCUAGGUCUCUCCUGGGCUCGCAGGUGCUCGAAGAAGUCGAUCUCUCCAAUGUGAUGAUACAGUCUGCAAACGAUAUCGCUCAACUGCUUGCCACACUGGCCCAGUCGCCCUGCUUGCGCCAUGUCUCCAUCGUCCGUCACAGCGGCUACAAGGCGGUGGCGGAGGACGGCUCACGAAUUCAUGGCUCGCUAAACUCGAUGGACCUCGCUCCCCUCAUGGCGCUCAGGGAUCUGGAGACGCUCGUCAUCAACGCGACGGACGAUGUUCGUCUCACCGACGCAGACUACGGCGCGCUCGCGCAGGCACUCCCAGCGCUUCGCGUAUGCAAGCUUCUCGCGAAGCCCGUCCCCUACUCACCUGUCCCGCCCGCCGUGGAGUGCACUCUGCGCGCGCUUGUCCCUUUCGCGGUUCACUGCCCGUCUCUGGAGGAACUGUGCAUCCAGAUGAAUCCUGCGAGUGUACCACCCCUGCCGACCGACUUCCGUGGCCACGCCUCUCUUCGCCAGCUCCACGUUGGGCGUUCGUACGGACUCGAGGAUCGGAAAGCAGUGGCUAAGUAUUUGCAUGCGAUGUUCCCGUCUAUCGAGCGGGUGCACAGCGAGCCGUUCAGUGGUGGCGCGGACCCCUGGUUCGGGGUCACCGCAGGGAUUUGGGAUAUCAUACGCCCGGGUGUUGGCGGUUUCAAUAUCUGGUCAUAAGUCGGCUACCCCUCCGCUUGCUUCGUCCAAGGGUUGCCUCCAAUUUGUUUGUAGUGCCCCUUCUAUACAUAAAGUAGUAAUUAAAUCUCACUAUUCGUACCACCUAUGUACAUCUAUAUUGCUGCAGGGCUGAAGACC
Schizophyllum commune H4-8 is the source of this 1999-nucleotide messenger RNA. RefSeq lists its product as uncharacterized. Lineage: Eukaryota; Fungi; Basidiomycota; Agaricomycetes; Agaricales; Schizophyllaceae. Bases 236 to 1861 code for a protein of 541 amino acids. The record is from RefSeq and is a predicted model, not a curated record. The transcript has 3 exons. Gene Ontology annotation, molecular function: protein binding.